This is a messenger RNA of Protopolystoma xenopodis, 1104 nucleotides long. NCBI's taxonomy places the organism in Eukaryota, Metazoa, Platyhelminthes, Monogenea, Polystomatidea, Polystomatidae. The record is from the annotation of a GenBank genome assembly.
AUGGCAGGAAAUAAAGAUCGUCUGGUUGUCCGACAGCCCAGAAAGGUACAGCAAUCGGACAGGAAGCGUGGCAACUGGAAAUUGGACAGCCUGACAAUCGGACGGCGAGACGAUUGGACAGUCAUGAGAUCACACGGUCUAUCUGUAGCAGUGGAGGCAGUCGUUUUGGUCGUCAGACAAAGAGGUCUCAAAAUGUCUGGAGAUCUAGCCCUCGAAUGGCUCGUCUCCGAGCUAUCGCUGAUUGCUGCUGUAGACGAAUGGGGUUAUAUCUGUACCGGUUUCGUCAUUAUGGACAGGCAUUCUCGUUCAUUCUCCCACCUUUAUAAAGCACCCGGAAGCACACUUCUUCCAUUCUCGCGGUGUGUGAUGGCAAAGAAUCCCCAUGUUGAUGGAUCUACACCAAAGGCUCCCUCGGGGACUCGGCUCUGGCGGAGGAGAGGAUGGGUUCCCGUUCUCUUGUGCCUCCUUGCCGGCGUAGCGCUGGCUUUGCUCGAGGCACACCCAAGUCUCGGACAACUCACGAAGAUGGAUCGAGUCCUCAGUCUGCUGGAGGCGGCCCGAGUAUUCGAGGCGCGCUGUACACGGCUGCAAACCAGCCUCAUGAUCCACUGGAAUCCCUACCACGCGGUGGAGGUGAAUCCGGCCUCGUCCACCUCGGCGUCGUCAGAAGAGGGGGAUGGAGAUAACGGCUUCGAGAUUCGGCUCCGACGAGCCAGUGACGGCGCCAUGGUGGACGGUUGGUACGAGCCGGGCCGAGUUUACAUGCUCGAGGUGACCAAUCGGUACCAGCUGGUUGGAUUCCAGGACCUUGUACUGUGGUUGGCCCCAGCGCCACACCGCCAGGCAAGCAAGAUGGGUGGCUCCAUGAUGGCGUCUAUGGAGACCAUGCCCGGCGCAGACGGAGUCCUGCAUGGGAUGUCGGCACUCGAACCCAAGGACAUAAUGGGCGCGAUGAAGGAGAUGAAGAUGAGGGGAAUCAACAAGGUAGGAUCCUGCCACAACCCUCGCUUAUCGUCAAGCAUUACUCUCACAUGUCCUAAUUUGGGCACUCAUUCCUCUCGCCUUGAUCCUAUGAUCAGGAACAAAAAAGUGAUCGAAAACUAA